This is a messenger RNA of Colletotrichum abscissum, 1371 nucleotides long. RefSeq lists its product as uncharacterized. Lineage: Eukaryota; Fungi; Ascomycota; Sordariomycetes; Glomerellales; Glomerellaceae. The coding region runs from base 1 to 1371 and encodes 456 amino acids. Gene Ontology annotation, cellular component: membrane. The transcript has 2 exons. Gene Ontology annotation, biological process: transmembrane transport. The record is from RefSeq and is a predicted model, not a curated record. Gene Ontology annotation, molecular function: transmembrane transporter activity.
AUGACCAAGGACGAGUUAUUGCAUACUCGACCGCCCGUGGUUGAGCCGUUCUCGGUCGGGCUUCGGGAAGAUGACGAAUUUAAUGAUGGGCGCCCGAUCCCGGAACGAUCGUCAACAGAACCUGGAAACGCGGUCCAAAAAUCGCCAGCUACUGAUGGAGGAAUGGUAGCUUGGCUCCAAGUUUCGUCGGCUUUCGCACUCUACUGGAAUAGUCUGGGUCUGCUCAACGGCUUUGGUGCUUUCCAGACAUACUAUGAAACUACACUGCUCACAAGCGAUUCAUCUUCAGCUAUUGCAUGGAUUGGCUCAGUCCAAGUAUUCUUUCUCAUGGCUGGUGGUGUCAUAUCUGGCCCGCUCUAUGAUCUCGGCUACGCUCGAUCCAUGUUAUUGACAGGGACAUUUCUCGUCGUCUUUGGCUUCAUGAUGACCAGCAUCAGCACACAGUACUAUCAGUUCUUACUUGCGCAGGGCUUCUGUGUUGGUAUUGGCUCCAGCUGCCUGUAUACCGUCGCCAUCACCUUGGUUCCUCCCUACUUCACAGCCCGAAGGGCGUUGGCAAUGGGGGUGGCAACCGUUGGAAGCAGUCUGGGAGCUACCAUUUAUCCCCUCAUUUUUGAGAGCUUGCAGCCUCGAAUAGGCUUUCCGUGGACCGUCCGAGUGAUAGGUUUCGUCACUUUAGCCAUGUCUUGCUAUGCCGUGAUUGUGGCACGACCUCGGACCAAGGGUGCUAAAACCCUGAUAACAAAGAACAACUCGCUGAAAGAAAUCGCCGAAAUCGCUGGCCUUCUGGAUGUUCGAUAUAUGGUUCAAUGCAUUGCUAUCUUCUUCAGCAAUCUCGCAUUCUUCCAGCCUCUCUACUACAUUCAAAGCUACGCACAAUCGCACGGAAUGGAGGGCGCGGCUCUAGCCAAAUAUUUACUUGUGGUACUCAACGCAGUCGGUAUCCCUGGACGUAUUUUGCCUUCCCUGAUUGCCGACAGAUUUGGUGUGCUGAAUACCUAUAUUGGAAUUUGUACCAUGACCGCCAUAACCGUUUUCUACUGGAUCAGCGUGAAUAACACUGCGGGCAACGUGGCGUUUGCAGUUUUGUAUGGCUUCUUCUGCGCGAGUGUCGUCACUCUGGCUCCGGUCGUUCUAGCAAGCAUAACUGAUGAUCUUGGCAUCCUGGGAACGAGACUUGGUUUUGUUGCUGUGCUCAAAGGAAUCGGUUCACUCAUUGGGCCGCCAAUUGCUGGCGCUAUUUUGGGAUUGACUGGAAGCUAUCUCGGUGUUCAGCUAUUCACUGGUCUGGCAAUGUCACUCACAGUUGUUUUUGCGGCAUAUCUGAGAGUGUUGAUAUUUCGAAGGAAAGUCGACAAGUCUACCGACUGA